AUGCUUUUCGCUCAUUAUUGGUUUUUAACAGCAAUUGUUCUGUUAUUUAAGAGCGUAGUCUCUGAAGAAUUCGUACCUCCAAACUCAUGGGAAAAUAAAGAAUUUAAGAAGACUAUUGAAAUAUCAAAUUCUUUCACAGCUGAAAAUUUGGAAUUAACAAUCGUUAACAUAGAUUCCGAACCAGUAACUCAAUAUUUUGUUCCAAUCCCAUCCGAUAUAGUACCAAUGAUCUCUAUGUUUACCGCCGCUUAUAUGUCUGAAGAAGCUUUCAUCCAGUGUAUGAUUGUCCCAGGUGUUCAUCAAUUAGAUGAUGGUACUGAAAUCAGUUACGGUGUCAUUCAAUUCGAAUCUCCUGUAGCUCCAGGUGAAGAAAUCGCUUUAUUGGCUAAGAUUCAUUAUGCUUUAAAUGGUAACCCAUCACCAGAAGAAAUUGGUAUGGAUGAUACUCAAUCCUUAGCUUUAACUGUUAACAGGUACCCUAUAUCUCCUUACGUCUCUAAGACUUCUUCUGUUGAUAUUUCUGGUGCCGAAGAUUUCAUGGAAUUAACUCCUGCUGAUAACGAUAAUGAAGUAGGUAUCCUAUUGACUAAUCAAUUCAAAUACGGUCCAUUCCAUGAAGUUCCAGCUUUCAAAAGUUCUUGGGCUAACGUCAGCUACCCUGUCGACUACCCAUUGAUCACUGUUACUGAUUUAAAGAGAGACAUUUGGGUCUCUCAUUGGGCUCAUACUGCUGAAUUCCAAGAAUAUUACGAAAUCGUUAACGAAGGUGCUAGAUUAAAGAAUGGUUUCAACAGAGUCGAAUUCAUGAAAAGAGUUCAAAGAACUGAAGGUAAAGGUGGUAAUUUCAUCGGUGUCCUUGGUCUUUCGUUGACUGAAAACAGUACUGACGCUUACGUCACCGAUAAGGUAGGUAAGGUCUCCUCUGUCAUGCGUGAAGAAGAUAAAUUAUUGGUUAAACCAAGAUUCCCUGUCUUUGGUGGUUGGGCUUAUAACUUUACCGUUGGAUGGACUAACACCUUGGAUGACUUCUUACAUAUCUCCGGUACUGAACAGGAUUCCUUCAUUAUUUCCUUGCCAGUAUUGAACGGUCCUCCUGACACCAUCUACAGAAACGCUGAAGUCUCUGUUAUUCUUCCAGAAGGUGCUGAAGUUUUAGAUGUUGGUUCUCCAUUACCUUUUUCUAACGCCACUGUCACUCGUGAGUACUCUUACUUCGAUUUGGCUGAUGGUCAUGCUAAAUUGACUUUCUAUUACAGUAACUUAAUCUCUGAAUUAGGUACUGGUGAGUUGGUUGUCAAAUAUAGAUUCAACACUUCAUCCCUAUACCAAAAGGCUUUGUACAUUUCUUACUAUGUCUUUGGUGGUCUGAUGACUUUCUUUGUUUUAGUUAACUUAAACUUGAACAUCAAAUAA
Molecule: messenger RNA, 1413 nt
Organism: Maudiozyma barnettii
Lineage: Eukaryota; Fungi; Ascomycota; Saccharomycetes; Saccharomycetales; Saccharomycetaceae
Gene: OST1
Product: dolichyl-diphosphooligosaccharide--protein glycotransferase subunit OST1
Exons: 1
Coding region: 1-1413 (470 amino acids)
Cellular component (GO): membrane; oligosaccharyltransferase complex
Source: RefSeq, a predicted model, not a curated record